This is a messenger RNA of Drosophila ficusphila, 3018 nucleotides long. RefSeq names its product glutamate receptor ionotropic, kainate 2 (gene GluRIIA). The record is from RefSeq and is a predicted model, not a curated record. The transcript is spliced from 12 exons. Gene Ontology annotation, molecular function: glutamate-gated receptor activity; transmitter-gated monoatomic ion channel activity involved in regulation of postsynaptic membrane potential. Lineage: Eukaryota; Metazoa; Arthropoda; Insecta; Diptera; Drosophilidae. Gene Ontology annotation, cellular component: plasma membrane; postsynaptic membrane. Gene Ontology annotation, biological process: modulation of chemical synaptic transmission; synaptic transmission, glutamatergic. Bases 223 to 2940 code for a protein of 905 amino acids.
GUUGACUCGGCAGUCAGUAGGCGAGCGAGGCGCUCCAAGACUGGUGCUUCCGUUGCGGGAAAAUAAAUCGUUUAAAAUAUCUCAACUGUGGGUGUGCUAGUCUUCGUGGAUAUACAUUUGUACAUAUGCAUCUGAGAAGUGUGCGCGAAAUGGGCGCUGCAUUUAGAAAAUUCAAUUAGUUCCGAGUGUCUUGAGGUAAACAGGAAUUUGGAGAACAGAGCAAUGCAUCUGUGUCCAGCUAAAACCUAUGCAAUCAUAUUCGCCAUCAUCGAGGCGAGCCUUGCCCUUGGUGGCGACGGUCGCAAUGAAAUCACCGUGGGUGCCAUUUUCUAUGAAAACGAGAAGGAGAUCGAACUCAGUUUCGAUCAGGCAUUUCGCGAGGUCAACAACUUGAAGUUCGCCGAUCUGCGGUUUGGUACCAUCAAGCGUUUUAUGCCCACCAACGACAGCUUUCUCCUGCAGCAAGUUACGUGUGAACUGAUUUCCAAUGGCGUUGCGGCUAUUUUCGGACCAAGUUCAAAGGCAGCUAGUGAUAUUGUGGCGCAAAUCGCGAACACGACCGGCAUUCCCCACAUAGAGUUCGAUUUGAAGUUGGAGGCCACCCGCCAGGAGCACCUGAACCACCAGAUGACCGUCAACGUGGCUCCCUCCCUCUCCGCGUUAUCCCGGGCCUACUUUGAGAUCAUCAAGACCAACUACGAGUGGCGAACCUUCACGCUAAUCUAUGACUCGCCAGAGGGGCUGGCUCGCCUACAAGACCUGAUGAACAUUCAAGCUGUAAACAGUGAUUACAUCAAGCUUCGCAAUUUGGCGGACUACACUGACGAUUAUCGAGUCCUGUGGAAAGAGGCAGACGAGACCCUCCAUGAGCAGCGCAUAAUUUUGGACUGUGAGCCGAGCACAUUAAAGGAGCUGCUAAAGAUUUCCGUAGGCUUUAAGCUGCAAGGUCCCUUUAGGAACUGGUUUCUCACGCAUCUGGACACGCACAGCUCGGGACUGAGGGAUAUUUACAAUGCAGACUUUAAGGCCAACAUUACCUCAGUGCGAAUUAAAACAGUGGACCCCAAUCCUUUUGAAAGGAAGAAGACCCGAAUUACCAAGGUGGACCAAAUAUUGGGAAACCAGACCAUGUUGCCCAUACUCAUCUUCGAUGCUGUGGUCCUUUUUGCCAGCUCCGCCCGAAAUGUACUGGCCGCCGUGCAGCCCUUUCAUCCGCCCGAUCGGCACUGCAGCAGCCCCUCUCCGUGGGUUCUGGGACCCUACAUCGUCAACGAAAUGAAGACGAUCUCUGAGGACGACGUGGAGCCGCGCCUCAAGACCGAGAACUUAAAGCUAAACGAGUUCGGGCAGCGCACCCACUUCAACCUCGAGAUCUACAAGCCGACCGUGAACGAGCCCAUGAUGGUCUGGACGCCCGACAGCGGAAUCAAGACCCGGCGACUCAGCCUGGAACUGGACAGCGGCAGCUCCACCCAGGAUUUCUCGGAGCAGCGCAGGGUGUACACUGUGGUAACGCACUACGAGGAGCCUUACUUUAUGAUGAAGGAGGACCACGAAAACUUCAGGGGCAGGGAAAAGUACGAGGGGUACGCGGUGGACCUCAUAGGAAAGCUCUCCGAGCUGAUGGAGUUCGACUAUGAGUUCAUGAUCGUCAACGGCAACGGAAAGUACAAUCCAGAGACCAAGCAAUGGGAUGGGAUCAUUCGCAAGCUGAUAGACCACCAUGCCCAAAUAGGAGUGUGUGACCUGACAAUCACCCAGCUGCGACGUUCCGUAGUGGAUUUCACGGUGCCCUUCAUGCAGUUGGGCAUUAGCAUUUUGCACUACAAGAAACCUCCGGAACCGAAAAACCCGUUCGCCUUCUUGGAGCCCUUUGCUCAAGAUGUCUGGAUUUACAUGAUCUUUGCACAGUUGGUGAUGACUUUGGCCUUUGUCUUCAUCGCCAGGCUCUCCUACCGCGAGUGGCUGCCACCCAACCCCGCCAUCCAGGAUCCAGAUGAGCUGGAAAAUAUAUGGAACGUACACAACUCGACUUGGCUAAUGGUGGGCUCCAUUAUGCAACAGGGUUGCGAUAUACUACCGAGAGGUCCCCACAUGCGAAUUCUCACCGGAAUGUGGUGGUUCUUCGCCCUGAUGAUGCUCAGUACCUACACGGCCAACUUGGCCGCCUUCCUGACCAGCAACAAGUGGCAGAGCAGCAUCAAGAGCCUGCAGGACCUUAUCGAGCAGAACGAGGUGCAUUAUGGCAGCAUGAGUGGCGGCAGCACCUCGCUGUUCUUCUCCGAAUCGAACGACACGGAAUACCAACGGGCUUGGAACCAGAUGAAGGACUUCAACCCGUCCGCCUUCACCACCACGAACAAGGAGGGGGUGGAGCGGGUGCGCAAGAAGCAGGGCGACUACGCCUUCCUCAUGGAGACGACCAGUCUGACGUACAACGUCGAGCGGCACUGCGACCUAACCCAGAUCGGCGAGCAGAUCGGGGAGAAGCACUACGGCCUAGCCGUGCCCCUGGGGGCCGACUACCGGACCAACCUCAGCGUGUCCAUACUCCAGCUGAGCGAGAAGGGCGAGCUGUACAAGAUGAAGAACAAGUGGUGGAAGAACCACAACGUCACCUGCGAGGCCCUCCACGAAGUGGACGGGGACGAGCUGUCCAUCAUUGAGCUGGGCGGCGUUUUCCUCGUCCUGGCCGGCGGCGUUCUAACCGGCGUGAUCCUGGGCAUCUUCGAGUUUCUGUGGAACGUGCAGCACGUGGCGGCGGAGGAGCGGGUCACCCCGUGGCAGGCCCUGAAGGCAGAGCUCGCCUUCGCCAUCAAGUUCUGGGUCCGCAAGAAGCCGAUGAGGAUCUCCGGCAGCAGCGAGAAGUCUUCGUCGAGGCGGUCGUCGGGGUCGAGACGCAGCUCCAAGGAGAAGACCCGCAGCAAGACGGUCAGCUAGGAGCUCGCAAACCACUGUCUUCGUUCUCACUGUGGCAUAUUAAUAAAGAGAUCGGAACAAUCCGCAGCUCGUCCGCUA